GGCCUCUGGGUAGGCUAAAAAGUAGAACAAAGUUUCCACCAACUGGUUUACGAAAUGCUUGGAACCAAACACUGGUCACUGGGGCUGUUGGCUGGAAUUCUUCACUUGUUUGUGUUGUAGCAGAGCUAUUAUGCGUGGCCCAAGCCGCGGGAACGUGUUCUGCUUCAUUUCACGGAUAAAAAGUUCAUUCACCCAAGGAAAAUGGCAAGAAGUUCUUUUACACUACCAAUCACUCCGGAGGGCAGGGGUUGAACUAACUGACAUUUCUGUGUUCCCUCCCAUUCUUAAAGCCUGCUCAAACCUGUCGCUCUCAUUCACUUAUGGUCUCUCCUUCCACGCUUUUCUGCUCAAGCAUGGUUUCUUCAAGGCAUUCACUUCAGUGGGGAAUUCCCUUAUUGACUUUUACGCUAAAUCUGGAAACUUGGGUGCUUCAAUACUUGUUUUCCACUCCAUGACCAACCCAGAUUCCGUGUCCUGGAAUGUGAUCAUCCACUCACACCUUCAUCAAGGCGUUUUUCCUCAGGAAGGGUUGAGAUUGUUUGAUCAGGCACGUGUUGCUGGAUUUCAACCCAAUGUCUCUACAUUGGUGCUUGUGAUUCAGGCUUGUAGAAAUCUUGCGUCUUUUCAUACUGGACAAAAGAUUCAUGGUUACUUAAUUCGCAGUGGGUUCUGGACUGCACUUUCCGUGCAGAACUCUCUGCUUAAUUUCUAUGCAGAAUUCGAAAUGGAACUCACAUGGGACCUGUUUGAUGAAAUGAGUGACAGAGAUGUUAUUUCUUGGAGUGUGAUCAUUGGUGGUCUUGUUGGGAGUAAAGAUGCUAUCCUUGGUCUGGAACUGUUCAAGGAGAUGAUAUCUGAUUGGGGGAUAAGAGUAGAUGACCAAAUAGUUGUGAGUGUGCUUAAGGGAUGCAGCCGUUUACAGGACAUUAAAAUGGGAACAAUGGUCCAUGGUCUUGUGACAUCCACAGGUUUGGGCCAAGAUUUGUUUGUUGGGAACUCUCUGGUUGACAUGUAUUCAAAAUGUAACCACAUGGAUUCUGCCGUUCAAGUGUUCAGUGAAAUCCCUAUCAAGAAUACAGUUUCCUGGAACUCACUGUUGUUUGGACUUGUCCGAAAUGGCAAUCAUGCUGAAGCUCUUCUUUUGUUUGGUUCCAUGGGCAAUUCAGGAGAAAAAGCUGAUGAGGUAACGUUAGUGAAUCUGCUUCAGUUAUGCAAACAUUUUGACGAACCUCAUCCAUGCAAAUUAAUACACUCAAGAAUAUUCCGGCUAGGUUAUGAAUGGAAUGAGCUGGUUAUGAAUUCUGUACUUGAUGCUUACACCAAGUGUGGCCUCAUCGCACUUGCUUGGAGACAGUUUAACAACAUGGAAAGAAGAGAUGUGGUGACCUGGAGCACCAUGAUUGCAGCCUUCACCAACCAAGGCAUGCCCAAUGAAGCAAUUGCUGUUUUUUCAGAGAUGUGCAGGAAAUCAGUAAAGCCCAAUGCUAUUACCAUGAUAAAUCUUCUUGAGGCUUGCUCACUUUUUGCUGAUCUGAGAAGAUCAAUGUGGGCUCAUGCUGUUGCUAUUAGAAGAUUCCUGGCCUCUGAAGUCACAGUUGGGACCACAAUAUUAGACAUGUACUCAAAAUGUGGAGCAAUAGAAGAUUCUAGAAAAGUAUUUGAACGGAUACAUUGCAGGAAUGUCGUAUCCUGGAGUGCUAUGAUCGCAGCAUUUGGAAUGAAUGGACUUCCAAAUGAUGCUCUGGACUGCCUUGAUGAGAUGAAAUUGAAUGGGCUGAAACCCAACACAGUAACCAUUCUUUCUGUGCUAUCAGCAUGCAGUCAUGGAGGGCUGAUUGAGAAGGGGAUCUCUCUCUUUAAAGAGGCAGCAAUUGAUCUUGAAGGUGAACUGGAGGUAGAACACUACUCAUGCCUUAUUGAUUUACUGGCUAGAUCCGGAAAGGUCGACAGUGCAAGAGAUUUAAUAGAGAGACUACCUCAUGGUGGAAAAAAUCAGUGUAAAACUGCAUGGGAUGCAAUCUUAAGUGGCUGUAGAAUUCACGAGAACAAUGAGAUCGGAUUUGGUAUGCUUCCUCAGGUCCUUAAAUUAGAAGCAUCAAACUCAUCUGCAUAUUUGCUCGCUUCAAGCAUGUAUGCUUCUAGUGAUUCGUGGACUGAUGCCACCAGAAUGAGAUGGUUAAUGAAUGAUAGAGAAGGCAUGAGUACUGGAGGUGCUUACAGUUUAGUACAUAUAAAUGGCAUGGCAUGCAAGUUUUAUGCUGGCAAUAACCGUACUUGUUUGUCAGACGACCUGUGCCUUGCUAUUGAGCGACUACACUCAUGUAUAAAAGUUGAUUGCAUGGGAUGCUGCUAUUUCAAGUAGAAAAUGAUGGAAACAGAAAUCCUACUUUGGUCUUAAACUUUUCGCUUCAUUUUCUCAUUGAGAUUCGACAGCUAGACAUACUUACGUGUAUAUAAACUCCGUAUUUUGCUGAGGUGGAUCAGAUGGGAGAUGUUGCUACUCUUAAGUUGCUUCUUAUUCGUGAGAUAUGUACAUUUUGGAUCUUCAGUGCACAAGAAAAUGAACCCCUGCUGCUCUGUGGUCCAUUUUCCUUUAAAAAAAACUAAUGGCAGAGAAAAAUGUAACAAACUAUCUCCUACUCGCAUUACAGGCCCACGCUAUAUGAGAUAUUUCCAUCUGCUUAAGUGCUUAUGAAUGUGCUCCAGAUUAUAACCAAUGUGUAUCAGAUAACCAGUGGGUGUCUAUACAUUCUUCAAAGAUCAGAGAAUGUAUAGUUGGAUAGCACCCAGGAUUCACCAAUCUUCUGUAUGAGUGGCUUACCUACAUCAGCUUAAUAGAAGGCUAUGGGUAAAUUCCAUGCUGUCUGCCUUCACAAUGUUGUAGGGUAGAUUGUAAAUGGGAGGGAUUGUGCAAGUCUAAUAAGUGAAGUUUGGGACAAUGAGAAAGUUUGAGUGAAGUUGGAGAAACGAGUGUCUACUUGAAAUUUCGUACACAAGACAAAGUGGAGAAAUGUCGCAGAUAAUUAAAAAACUGAAAAUAUUGUUCUCAUCAAAACCAGGAGAAACUUUGAAUUCCAUUAACUUUGUAAACCAGGAGGAACCAAGGUAGCCUCUGAUCUUCAGAGGGGAUAUCUGGGAGAUGUUGAUAUUUAUAAAGUUUUGAUUCUUCUGUUUAAGCCUUGAAAGUGGUAAUCGUGAAGGUUGUUGUCCGGGUCUGAGUGCGUAUCCCCGCACCUCCCCCCGUUCAUAGUCUCAUAGAGUUUAAUGAGUUAAUUCAUAUCUUUAGUACAGAACUGGUUAU
Cuscuta epithymum is the source of this 3301-nucleotide messenger RNA. Lineage: Eukaryota; Viridiplantae; Streptophyta; Magnoliopsida; Solanales; Convolvulaceae. The record is from the annotation of a GenBank genome assembly.